CUCGCAACUUGCAAGUUUCUACUGGAGCCGGAGUGAGCCGGAGCCCCAAGAGCGUGAACUGAACACUCCGACCAUACUCCAACUCCGUCAGUCGAUUCUCUCGCAAGCAGUCGUGUGGGCUGUCGGCGGCAGUCUGCAGUGUGGUUUUGCGGCUCUUCGUGCGCGCACACAACGCACGCAUCGGUUGGGGCAUCGCACACCGGUCGUGCAUUAUUCAUCAAACGCGUCGCGGAGCUUUCGCACAAAAAAAUUAUCAUCAUCAUUCAGUGCCUUUUUAUUCCCAAGAACAAGUUGAACGUUUAGAAAACUAAUUAAUGAUGUGUAUUGUUUUAACAAGAAGAUUCGGCAAAGCAACGUGACAAAGAAACAUUGUAAAACUGACCAAUAAACAAACAUUUUUUAUAACUAUUUGUUAACUAUUAGUUUCAAUGGCUGUGAUCGUGAUCGAUAGGUGCUUGACGACGUCGGCGACGAGUGCACGAAGGGAGAGAAGACGCAUGGCGACGACGCUGUUUGUCGCGCUUUAUGCGGCGUGUGCGUUAAGCACCUUGGCGGCGGCGACACCCCACGCAGGUGCCGCCGGCGGCGGGUGUAACAUUGCCAACGCGAACGCGAUCGUUGCUCUCAGGGAUUACGAUUUUACUGGCGUGCAGCCCACACAAGGUCCAAUCUGUGGUGCAAAUUCGUGCUGCGCCUCCGUAGAAUAUAAAAUCCGACAAACAACGCGUGAUGAUGUAGAGACUUUUUACAAGGACAGCGUUGGGCAAAUUCAAUCCUUGUUCGAGACACGUGCACGUCGCCUCGAGGACCUUUUCAAGGACAUGAUGAUGAAGAGUAAAAAAGAGCUUCACGAGAUGUUCUACCGCACGUACGGCAUCAUCUACAUGCAAAACGCAGUCGUCUUCACUGAUUUCUUCAACGAGCUGGAGAAAUACUAUGUGCAGGGUGGGAUUAGACUGGCUGAAACGAUGGAUCGCUUCUUCACCAUCUUAUACCAGAGGAUGUUUGUCGUGAUCAACUCGCAGUAUGCUUUCAGCGAUGAUUAUAUCGCUUGCGUGGCGAAGGACAUUACCGAUAUGAAGCCUUUCGGUGAUAUCCCGAAUAAAUUAGCAGGCAUGCUGAGGAGGGCGUUUGUUGCGACAAGAACUUUCCAUCGAUCGCUGGGCAAAGGCGCUGUCGUCCUCGAGAAGAUGAUGAAACUAAAUAUUACGGAUAUGUGUGGUGAGGAAGUUAUGAAAAUGCAGCAUUGCGAUGUUUGCACAGGCAAUGCUGGACCCGGCGCUUGCAAUCAGUUCUGCACGGAUACGAUUCGCAAAUGUUUCGGGGAUUUGUCGGAAUUAAAUGAGAAAUGGAAUAUUUACAUAGAUAGUUUAGAUAAAGUCGCGGAAAAACUUCUUGGUCCAUUCAAUAUUGAAGUUGUUGUGGAACCGCUCAACGUGAAAAUCUCCGAGGCAAUCAUGAAUUUCCAAGACAACGGCAACGAGGUCAGCCAGAAAGUGUUCCUGAAAUGUGGACAUCCUAAACUGAAAGGCGAUCGAACCCGACGUGCUGCAGAAACUAGUCAAUCUAAGGAACUCAAGCGACAAAGUCUUCAAUUCAACAAGAGCCAGAAGAAGAAGCAUAAGAACCCGAACAGUUUCGACCGACAGAGUGUGAUGGAGAAACGCAUCCAAGAAGUGAAAGGCAAAAUUAAAGAUGGAAAGAAUUUCUGGGAGAAUCUGCGCUACGCCUACUGUAACAAUGUGUCGACAGCGGCUCCUGGUGAAUCGAAAUGUUGGAACGGGAAUUCCUUGUCCGGUUACGUAUCUCAACCCACGAAACUCCCAAAGAAUGAGCUGGUUUACGAACAAACUUAUACAUUGGGAGUGUACAUUUCGCAUUUGGAGUCUGCGUAUAUGGGCCAGGAAAUUGAUGAAACUGAUGAUGAAGAAGAAGAAGACGCGUUCAUGGCAAGUGGUUCCGGCUCGGGUGCUGGAAUCAAUUCGGAAGAUGACACGCAUGUAGAUGAAGAAGAUGAUGACGAUGUGCAUCAAGCGCCCACAUCAACGUCCACUGCAAGCACCACGUCGACGAGCAGUACUACAACGACGGAAAGCAAUGAAGUGGAACUGGUGACGGAGUUCAAUGAGGAAACGCGGAAUGAAGAUGUGCCCGUCGUGGUGCAGGCGUCCUCAGCGACGGAGCUUGGCAAGGCUCUUAUGCAUUAUGUCCUGCCGAUUGUGAUGGUGUGGUUUGGCGGUGCCGUCACCGACCUGCUGUGAUAAUUUAAUCUUUGGACAUUUUACACGUAAUUACAAGAUCUAAGAAUCUAAACGGUAAUGCGCCGAGAGCGUAAAUGUAAUACGAAUUUGACACGAGAACAUCCGACUUAAAAAAAACUUGCAACAAUUUUGUAUCCAACAACAAACGGACUUUUAUGAUGCAACAAGACGGCUAAGCGGAACUUACAUUGUUGUACAUACGAAAUGGAUAGUUUUAUACGUAAAUCAUGUUGACACGAUACAAUAAUUGUAAACAUACGGGAUGAAUUGCAACCGUGUGCAUCAAUUAACACACGCAAUCGACUUCAGGGUAAUUUUAUACGUUUUUCACAAGAUGCUGUGUGAGAUAAUAGGAGAGAAACCAAUUUUGCAGGUAACACUGCAUCACACUAUGCAAUACACGCCGAAAAUCUGCACUGAUUCGGAACUGAUCUUGAAGUACUUGAGUUACUAGCUAACUACACAAUUUACAUUAUGAAACAACUGACUAUAAACAAGAUCUCUGCUGCAAUUCACAAAUGAAUUCAAUCGUGAUUUUUUUGAGUUUAUGUUGGUGGUUCAUUUCGAUGAGUUUCAUAUUGGUAGCCACUUUAUUCUUCUUAAUAUAUUUUAUUUGUAAAUAUUGUAAAUAUCUGUAUAAUUAUGCUAUGAAUGUAUCCAAUUUUAUGUAAUAUGUUUUUGGACGACUUGAGGCCAGAAAACGCAACUGCUGCCAUUCGAUUUGUGCGCUUUUAGUUAUCACAUACACAGAAAAUGAUGAAAGAUGAAACAUAAGAGAUACGAUCAUGCUGAGAAUAUUUGUAUUGUAAUAUGUAAGGCUUAUAUGUCGUUCUUAUCUGUUUUUAUGUUCUCUUGUAGCUAAUUGUACUGAUUUAUAGGGUUUAAAGUGGGAAACUUUAAACUCUUCCGGAAUAUUACUACGAACGAUGGAUAACAAGUGGCUAGACGUGUAAAUAUUGAAUUGAGAUGAUCCUAUAUCUGAACCAAUGUUAUUUUGUUUUCACGGAAUAACAAGUGUUGAAAAAAAUAUUGCGUUUUUAAUUACUUACCUACCAUUCAAUCCUAUAUGCACAAUCAAUUACUCAAACACAUUUAAUUUGCACUUAAACUUAAACUCAUCAAAUACUGCAUUUCUACGGUUAGGUUUGCAUGAGUUACGGCUGUUAUCACUGAAUUUAAUCUAUUCUCGACAUAGAUUUAUAUCACAGAUGUUCUUUGAUCUGGACUGCUUUUAACAACCAGUCCAGGUAUAAUUUAUUACAAAUAAGUGCAUCAUAGUGCCACCUUUACGCCAAAUGCAUAGCUGUUAUGACUUUAAAAUUGUAACAAUUCAAAAAUAGCCAAAUUAUUUCAUUUGACUUUGUGUAACAAUUAUAAUACCAAAUAAAUUGAAAUAAAAUAAAA
Dalotia coriaria is the source of this 3665-nucleotide messenger RNA. RefSeq names its product glypican dally-like (gene dlp). The coding region runs from base 429 to 2261 and encodes 610 amino acids. Gene Ontology annotation, biological process: regulation of signal transduction; cell migration; regulation of protein localization to membrane. Gene Ontology annotation, cellular component: extracellular region; synapse; plasma membrane. The record is from RefSeq and is a predicted model, not a curated record. The transcript has 4 exons. NCBI's taxonomy places the organism in Eukaryota, Metazoa, Arthropoda, Insecta, Coleoptera, Staphylinidae.